Messenger RNA from Sinocyclocheilus rhinocerous, 1414 nucleotides. RefSeq names its product homeobox protein orthopedia B-like. The record is from RefSeq and is a predicted model, not a curated record. The coding region runs from base 269 to 1267 and encodes 332 amino acids. Gene Ontology annotation, molecular function: DNA binding; DNA-binding transcription factor activity, RNA polymerase II-specific. Gene Ontology annotation, biological process: neuron differentiation; regulation of DNA-templated transcription. The transcript has 4 exons. NCBI's taxonomy places the organism in Eukaryota, Metazoa, Chordata, Actinopteri, Cypriniformes, Cyprinidae.
GAGAAAUGAACUUGGGAGGGCAGCAAGAGAGGCUUCGCGCAUCUGACACCUCCAGGCUUCAACGCUGAUUGGCUCUCAUUUGAAGGAGCUCAUGGGUUCAUUCAACUAUUAAGCGCCUCCCAGUUCCUCUAAAGGACAUUAUAAUGCAAGGAACCUCCUUUUUAACCACAACCCGAAUUUGCUUUCAUUUAGGCCAUAUAUAUUUUUUAAAUAGUUUAAAGUCAUAGAGAUUUUUUUGGGAAAGCAUUUCGCCCUGGAGCGGUGCGCGAUGCUUUCGCACGCCGACCUGCUGGAUGCUCGCCUCGGUGAGUUAUCAACGCCAAACUCCGGUCUGCAACUCUACUGGAUGAAGGAUGCCGCGGCCGAGCUUCUGGGUCACAGGGAGGCAUUGAAAUGCAGGCUGGGCGGCGGCGGAACUGACUCGGGCCACCCCGGAGAACUCGCCCCGGUCUCCGAUGCAGUGGAAGGGGCCACCCUUCUCCCCGGAGACGAUAUCAACAGUGCUGGAUCCAAUCCGCCGGGUGUAGCGGUGAACAGUAAGGAACAGGAGAAGCAACAGCAGCAGCAACAGAACACCAGCCAGUCCGGCGGCCAGCAGAGUCAGAAACAGAAACGGCACCGGACUCGCUUUACUCCGGCUCAGCUUAACGAGCUGGAACGCAGCUUCGCCAAAACCCACUAUCCGGACAUCUUCAUGCGAGAGGAGCUCGCGCUGCGGAUCGGCCUGACGGAAUCACGCGUGCAGGUUUGGUUUCAGAACCGACGCGCCAAAUGGAAGAAGCGCAAGAAGACCACCAACGUGUUUCGCACUCCCGGCACUUUGCUGCCCACUCACCACGGCCUACCGCAGUUCUCCUCCGCCGCGGCGGCCGCAGCAGUCAUGGGCGACAGCCUGUGCUCUUUUCACGCUAAUGACACCCGCUGGGCGGCGGCCGGGAUGCCGGGAGUCUCCCAGCUGCAGUUACCGCCCGCCCUAGGCCGACAACAAGCCAUGGCACAGUCUCUAUCCCAGUGCAGCCUGGGCGCCGGACCGCCACACAACUCCAUGAGCCUGUCCAACAUGUCCUCCAACGGCUCCGGCCUCCAGUCCCACCUCUACCAACCCACCUUCCCCGGUAUGGUGCCCGCGUCGCUCUCUGGUCCCACCAACGUGACCGGCUCGCCUCAGCUGUGUAGCUCCCCGGACACUGACGUCUGGAGAGGGACGAGCAUUGCGUCCCUGCGCCGCAAAGCGCUGGAGCACACAGUGUCCAUGAGUUUCACCUAAUACUUUGACGUGUUUCUCGUCCACCCAUCAUUUCUGGCCCAGUGACGCACAAGGAAGUCUAAGGAUAGGCCUACGACUGUCCUGUAGUAAACAUGAACUGUGCGCACCUGAUGGAAAUAAAACCUAAAGCAUCAUAGGCUGAAAAAA